UUGCCUGUUGCCUGGCAUUGUGUGAUAGGCUUUACGCGCAUGCACGCACGUCUGCUGGCUGUCUAGUUUCCGCCGACGUUCUAUGGUGAAAAGCAGAACUUGGCGGCAUUUCGCGGGAGUAUCAAACGUUGCCGUCACGUUUCACGUUUCGCGAACAAUCAUUGGAAUCCCAUGUCAUUUUCUAUAAAAUUCCUUUUGCAGUUAAUACGCCGACGAUCACUGGACCACCGGGGUGACUAUGUCGCGAAUAUCCGAGAGAAUCUCCAGCAUUCUGAAGCUAGCUGAGAGUUCGAAGCUGACUGACAAGAGGAGAUGCGUGACCGAGCUGUUGGAUUUGUAUCAAAAUGACGACGCUGUCGGGGAGAUAUGCCAGAAUACGGAGAGGAAGGCUUUGGGGAAGGCCAACUGGUCCAGCAUUAUAUUCACCGCCCACCAGCUGGUUCUCGAUGAAGCGGAGAGGCCCAGCAAAGAGACGGCUGCCAAGAACAACGAGAGACAAGCCCUCAGUAGUCUGAUGAUCAACACAAUUCGCCGAGCCAGCGAGAGGUCGGCUGAGUUUCUGAGAGGCAGUGAAAUAACCGGUAUAAUAUUGCAGAUUCUGGACUCUAAGUUCUACGUGAAUUAUCAGAACACAUAUCUGGGAAUACUGGUGAAGUAUAUAUUGCCCAAGAGUACAAAUCACAGCAGUAUCACGGCAGAUCAAUGGAGGGAGCUAUUGACCGUUUGCACCAAGCUGUACAAGAAGCUCAAGAGCCACGUUGUGUUAGACGCGUUGCAGUUGAUCGUAGAUUACUCCCUCCUGCACGCGAAUUUACUGUCCCACGUGAAGAAUCUGCUGUCGUUUUUGGAAGAGGUAGUCAAAGACGUGAAGGCGAACAACGAGCAGUUGACGGAGUCUUUCUACAAGCUGAGCAGCAGCGUGUGCCGGCAAGUCGCGACGGAAUGCAGAAUCGCGCUUUGCAAGUUCAGCGAGGGCGUGUCGAUGAAUAUCCUGCGCUUGAACGGCUCCGAGGAAAAGUACAGGCUGCUGUUGAUCUUCCUGCAGAUUCACCAUCCAAUGGGUAUCUCUAAGUACGACGAUGGCGCUUACGCGUACGACUGGAGCAAAUGGAGGGAGUUGCUGCGUAGUAUGUACUUGCUUAUCCAGGAGAACUGCAAGUUGGACGUGCAGUGGCGCAGUUUCAUCCAGUUUGCCAGUGAAGUUAUAAAACAGAUAAUGGACAACUCGGAUAACUUUACUUGCUCUCUCGACGGCUGUCAUUCUCAAUCGAUGAAACGCAGACGAAUAGUGUACAGAAUUGAUAACGUCGUCGACCUGAUAACGGAGAGCAGCCCCGAGGAAGUGUGGUCUUUGUUAAGAAUUCUGACAGAAACACUAAGAAUGUAUCCGCAGUGCCUGAGGUCGCAAGAUCUCGCGCCCCUGCUGCAACGCUUGACGGAACUCGCUCCAUCUCGAGACGAACCUGUUAUGAACAUAUUGUACACUCUUGCCACUAUCCUCAUGGAGAACGAGAUGUCUCACGGAGAGGAAAUACAGGACGCCACAAUUCACUGGAGCAAGAUCUGGGAUAUGCUACUUAGAUCUCUGGGAGCGAAUCAGAACGAGGAAUCGGGCCAUUUGUUAAUUCGCUGCUUUAUCAAGUACAACAGGAUACCAAAUGCAAACGCCCUCCUCAGGCUGUAUCUAACAAAGGUAAUUCGCUGGUCGGCGUAUAGCGUGUGCACGUUGCGACAGCUGUGCGAACGUGUCUCCUUGCCGGUGGACGCAAGCACGUCGGUGCUGGAUCCGUCGCCCACGUCGAUGACGGCGCCGAUCUGUGACAGAACGCGCCUUCUCGAGUGGCUGCUGAAUAUACCGUGGCAGAAACUGGCGACGCGUCUGUCCAUCGAGACGAUCGAAGAUGUCUGCACGUUGUCGGUGAACCUCGUUCUGAGCUCACGUUACAGACAAAAUACCAGGACGGAGCAGAAAUCGUUGCGGAGCUGCGAGACGAUGCGUGUCUCUUUCGUGCCACAUCAGGACAUCUAUUCGACUGAUCUGCCACAACUCUGCCACGCCUCCUUGACAUUCAAGGUGGAGUUGUCGGUGAGUUCGACCGACAAGCAUGUCGAACGGGAUUCCAGAGUGACGCCCAACACUGUGAGGCCUGUCUCCUACAUACACGAGGUGCUCAAUUUCUUAAAGAGGCGAAUACACGAUGGUAUUCAAGAGGACAACUUCAGCGAUCACAGUAAAAAUACAUGCGAGGUCUACAUCGUGCUGAUGAAGCUUGCGUUCCUAACGAGACUGCUGUCCGCUCUGAAGCAGCUGGGCAUUCUCGCGACGAAGGAUACCGUUGGCUACUGCUCGCUGACCGACGCGAUGAAAAACCAGCUGCAAUGCAGCUUCGAGAUUCUCACGAAAAUUGAUUGGACCAGGUUUAAGUAUAUAUACUGGCUGAGCGUAACCAGAGCAUUAAAAAUGCUCUAUGGAGCGACUUAUGAUACAGAAAUCGCCAAGGUAAUCGUCUUGACGACUACAAUGGACAUGAUAAAAAACAUAUUCGAUCUCCUGAAUCAAGACGACAAUUGCCGUUAUUACGAGGACCAUAAUGCUUUUCAGGGCAGACACAAGCGGUCCAUCGACAUGUGCCUGGAAACAUCAGAGCAGAAGUCAAGCGGUUCACGCGAGGGCACGGUUCGUCUGCAGACCGUGGAGGCUCUGUCGUCCUUUUGCGCUCUGCACGCCGACACGGACCGCGACAAGACAUUGCAGAAAAAAAUCAUGCAUAACCUGCUGACCAUGCAGCAGGACUUCACGAGCUACGUGGACACCAGGAUGUCGCUGACGAUCCUCGAAUCGCUCGUUGCGCGCGGCCACGGCAAGAUCCAGCGCGAAUGUGCGGAUAAGCCAUUGGAUCUUCUGCUGGACAUAUGCAGGAAGGGUUGCAAGGACGAGGAAUCGUUACGAUGGCUAUUGCAUUUGCUGCCAGACUUCUUCGAGUACGCGAUCGAGCACGGUUAUUCGCCCAAGAGGAUCAUCCACGCGCUCGAGGAGCUCUAUAAACGCAUUUCUAAACAAAACUGCAGCGUCCUCGUGCAUACGAGCUACAUGAAGUGUGCAUGCAGCUGCGUGCGGAUUGAUCCGGAUUUCUCGUGGGCUCGCACGGGCGUUUCCGACGACGGCGGCGGCGUCCUGACGAUAUUGUACAGUAUCCUCGAUUACAUCGGUGACAAGUUCUUCGUGCUCCGUUCGCAGGCAGUGCGAUGCUUGCAGGAGCUCCUGUCCUUCAGAAACAUCGCUCACAAAUGGAAGGAACAGAUUUUCGUCAAGGUGGAGGAAACUGUGUUCCAACUGCUCGACGAGGCGGUCCAACAAUCGAGUUCUAAUUUGCAAAAUAACAGCCUCGCGGAGAGUCAACUGCAGGAUGAGAGAGAAACCAGAAUGGCCACCGCGUUGAUCGCGCUGGCCUCCGUAGCGUGCGCCAGCGGCAGUCUUCAAGGUCGCGCCCUGUUUUCCAUAUUGCGACUGACAACGGAGAAGCAGGUGAACGUGCAGACGGUGCGGAAGGUCCUCUUAGUGGCGGCGCAACAUACGACGACGUACAUGUCGCUCAUUGAGGAUAACUUGAACUAUCUGCUGACCUCCUGGAUCGAGGAUGCGCAUUGCUCAUUGCAGAGUUUUCCAUGGACACUCGCGGGAUGCGAGACUAUCGACGAAUUCUUUAAAAAGAAUGUCAACUGCAUUGUCCCUGUUCUACUGCGUACUUCGAACAUCGACGAAGCCAUGUCCUUCUGCGUGAAUCAUGCCGGCGUGGCCUUCAAUGAGGUCUUCGAAGACGUCUUCCCGUCUUGCUUCGUCUGGCUGACAUCGCGCACUAUCGUAUGCGAUGACGAAUCUACCAGGACAAUGCGCAAGUUGAUGAACAACACCGACGAGUUCGCAGACAUGUGCAGCUUCAAAAAGCUGUUCUGCUCUCGUCUGCAGGACGUUCUCGUAGAGCUGAUACGGCGACUGCACGACGAGGACGACUUUGGUAGCGCACUCUCGAUUUCAUUCGCGCAUUUUCCGGCGGUGGAUCCGCCGCAUUUCAAGCGAGACGUUCUGGACCUGUGCUUUCAUUACAUAGAAUCGCACAACUUGCUGAACACGCACAUGCUGGUCAAACAGCAACCAGCGGCGUUGCAAAAAACACUGUUGCAGCUCGCGAGCGCUGUACACUCGUCGCGCUCUCACGAGGAUAAGCUCAAGCUGCUGCAUCAGUACAUGUACUUCUGCUCGCGGUUAACGCACGACCUCGCAAAGCCAGUCUUCGACGAGAUGGCUGCCUUUUUUAUCCGGGAUGUGUGCUACAGCUUGUUGCACCUAACCAGGAACGGUAGCGAUGACGAGACGUUCGUCGCGGCAUGCUGCAAGUUUCUGGAUCUCUUCCUAAGACAAGCGCUGCCCGCGAGAGCCACGGAGAUCCGAGAUGUUCUCCGGUUCAUUGUGGCAAACCUGAUUGGCCUGGCACAAUCGAAAGCGAGCAGCGUCAACGAGAUUGCUGUGGGUCUACUCAAGUUCCUCGUGGUGGAGCAAAGAGACGUGUUACGAGAGGCCAUCGCGAGACUCGGCUCGUUCCCGAAUCACGAGGUCUUCCAGGAUGCGAGGGAAUCUUACGACGCCGCCAGAACGGAAAGUGGAUCCGCGCUGUGCCUCGAGGAUGAGCUGGAACGUUUCCUAGACGCCAUGAGCGAGGAAGACGCCGAGUGCACACUAGAAGAUCUCGCCAAUUUCACGCAGCAGCUGUCGACGAGGAAGAGGGAGCUGCGAGAACUGCACCGAAAGUUGGAGAGGCCGUAUCCUGAGGAUGGCGCCAAUAUCCUGCAUCGAUUGAUAUUUAGGCUCAUCAAGCUGACGGAAUCGCCUAAUUCGUGCGUAUCGAUGGAGGCCACCAAGUGCCUUGGCGAACUAGGUCCAAUAGAUUCUACGGUGGCACUGCGACCGGCCGGAAGUCUCGUCCGGGAAGCGGACUAUGCGAUAGAGGCUUUGACCUAUCGAUCGGUCAUGAUGUUAACAAGCUUUCUCGUGGAGAAAUCGGUGGAACUUCGAAAGGUUAGCGCCGAUGCCCUUUACGCGGUACUGUCGACCUCCUACGGUCGAAACCUAUACGACUCCAAGUAUUCAAAAGACCUGUCGUACAUCCUUGAGUACGCACCUCUGAAGACCGAUUACAUCCGACCGUUCGCUCACGGCCGUUGCAGCAAGCAGACAUCCUUCUGCGUGGACACCGCAAAGUUCCGUGUCGUCAUGAAUCCGGAGAACGCGCUAUGGACGGUCCAGAACAACGAGAAUUAUGCCGAGUGGAUUAUCAAGGUCACGUGCGGUGUCGCCGAGUGCUUUGCAGACUCUUAUCUGGAGAACUUCCUGCUGGUCUGUCGACUCAGCGUCGAAUUCUGCGAGCUGAUUCUGCCGAGAAUCGUUUAUCUCGUCAUUCACAAAAGCAACAGCUUCAUCGAUGCCAUGUGCGACUGCGUUAAUCAAUUCUUUAGGCAACACUUUGCGAUCAAUGAGGCAGAGACUGCCGCGUCGCCAGUGUCGAAAGGCGACAGCUGCGACCAAAAGAUCGUACGCCGCAUGUUGGACGUGGUGAACCACGUGCGCGCCCAGCUGCCGGACGGCGUGGUCCUAAAACUCGAUUAUGUCUACCUGGCCAGAGCGGCGCACAAGUGCUCCGCGUAUUACACGGCCCUGUUGUUCGCGCAACUCGCCUGCGGACUGAUCUCGACGGACUACCCGGACUUCAGCAGUGACCCGAGGAUCGACUACAUCUACGAACACCAGCCGGAGGUUGGCCGGGUCCUGCAAAAUAUCAUGCUGGACACCUACCUGAACAUUAGCGACCCGGACGCCAAAUCCGGCGCCGGCUGGUCACACGUGCUCGACCACGACUCCCGCGUGCAAUACUACGCCCGCGCUAAUCGCUGGGACGAGGUCAUGCUCGCGCAGGACAUCGAGUUGUCCAACCACAAUCACUUGCCGCUGGCGAACGCCAGGAUAGAGAUGGCGAGCGCGCUACACCACUCGGGGCUGCAAUUUCUCCAGUGGCAAUUCCUGGGAGACAGCCUGAAUGAGAAAUUCAGUUAUGAGUGCGCCUGGAGACUCAACAAGUGGGAUCUACCCGUCAACGAAGCCAGCGUUGCCAGUUAUAACGACUUUCAGCCUCAACAGUUGCGACUGGAAUCGCUGGAGAACGCGUUCCACGCGCAUCAUUAUCAUGCCCUAAAGUGCUUCCAUGAGAACGACCGGCGAGGCACGGAUCGGGCGAUCGAGUGCGGCCGCAUAAGCGUGAUCCACGAGCUGCGAGUGAUCAGCCCGGAGAGCAGCAAGACUGUCAAUCAGAAGCUGUCGCAGCUGCGGCUGCUGCGCGAGAUCGAGCAGCUGAGCUGGGCGGCUGACUCGCCGGAGACGAGAUACCCGGAGAUUUUGCGACGCUGGAACGAGCACGAGAUCAGCCUGAUCGGCCAGUUCGACCACGUGGAGCCGAUUCUGUCGCAGCGCAUCGCCAUGUUCCGCAUCCGCAAGUCUCUGUGGACGGAGGAAAACGUGCAGGAGGCAUUCUUUGCCACCUGCCUGGACCUGGCAAAGGUCGCGGAGGGUCAGGGUAAUUUCCCGGUGGCCACUCGAGCGCUGAGAACCCUCGAGUUGCACCAAAAUCUGCCCAACAGUCUGAAGAAUCAACUGCUCUAUCAGGAGUCGCUUUUGGCGUGGAUGAAUGGCGAGCAGGUGAUGGCGCGUCAUCUGUUACGGAGCCUAAUCGAGAAGAAGAAUCCGAAGCCAGGUCUGAGAGCCAAGGCUCUGCGAGUUUACGGCGACUGGAUGGCUGAAACAAAGUCGGAGAACCCACAGGCAGUGAUACAAAAGUAUUAUCUAGCAUCCAUUGAGACCAGCGAGGCUAUCGACGAGCAGUCGCCCGAUGUUGUCAGAAAUUUGCACGACACACAGGUCGCAUUAGCGCGCUUUGCCGACGCACAAUACCAACAGAUCAGCACAUUUAUGAACUCCUCAACGUAUAAGUCGCUGAAUGAAUACGCUCGUAGCAAUGCGGGUAAAGUGGACCAAGCGCAAAUGAUGAGGAACAAGGAUUUCAAGCGCGCCGUAAUAAUCGACCAGAAGCAGUCGACGAACGACGUGGCCGAGCUGAAGAACAUCGAGCAGGAGAAGCGCAACUACCUCGCGCAGGCGUUGAGGUAUUAUCUGAAGACGUUGCGCAGCAGUGAGGAGCACAAUCUACUCAUCUUCCGACUAGUGGCGCUCUGGCUGGACAACAUGUGCGACGACGAGGUGAACGAAGACCUGCUAGCCGAGCUUGACAUCAUUCCGUCGUUCAAGUUCGUGCCACUGGUGCCGCAGUUGGCCGCUCACAUAAGCAACAUCAGGCAGUGUAGCUUCUCCGCACGAAUCUUCCAGAUCCUCAAACGAUGCGCCCUGGAGCACCCGUAUCACACGCUACCUGUGGUGCUGGCGCUGAAGAAUCUGCACAGCGACGACAAAUACGAUCCAGGUUCGACGGUCACGAACAAGGAAGAGCGUCGCGUAUUAGGUGCCAAGAUGCUGCUCAACCAACUGACCGAGCCGCAGGUACAAGUAAUUGUUCAUGAAAUGGAAAACCUGUCGCGGGCACUGUUGAGCUUUGCCUAUUGGCAACCCAAGGGCAACAAUAAACGCUACGCGAUACCGCGAGACCAGCCAAUAUCUAAGAUCAAGAACCUAAACCACGUUCUCCUACCGACUCUGAGUUUACCCGUGAGACCGUCGUGCAACUACAACGACGUGAUCGGCGUGAAAUCGUAUCAGGAGUCCUGCGAAUUCGUCGGCGGCAUGACCGCGCCCAAAAAGAUCAUCUGCGUCGGCACUGACGGCGUGCAGCGCCGGCAGUUGGUCAAAGGCAAGGACGACCUGCGGCAGGACGCGGUGAUGCAGCAGGUAUUCACCGUGAUAAACACGCUGCUGCGCACGUGUAAAGAGACGCAACGGCGAAAUCUACGUAUCAGAACGUACAAAGUGGUGCCGCUAACGCAAAGGUCGGGCGUGCUGGAGUGGUGCGACAACACGGUGCCCAUCACGGCGACCCUCGUAGGCACUCCGGGCCUGCCCGGUAUACACAAGAAGUAUUAUCCGCGGGACCUGACCGCGGAAGCAGCCAGGAACAAGUUGAAGAACGUCGCGCAAGAGUCAAACGAUGUGAAACUGAAGGUCUUUCUCGAGUGCUGCAAACGUAUGAGGCCGGCGUUUCAUCAUUUCUUUAUAGAGAAGUAUCGAUCGCCCGAGACCUGGGUCGAGAGGACUCUCACGUAUACACGUAGCGUCGCCACCACGUCAAUCGCGGGUUACAUUCUGGGCCUCGGCGAUCGACACUUGAGUAACAUCCUCGUCGACGAGCGCACCGCCGAAGUGGUGCACAUCGAUUUUGGCGUUGCUUUCGAGCAAGGCAAAGUCCUGCCCCUCCCCGAGACAAUUCCCUUCAGGCUGACCAGGGACAUCGAGGUUGCUAUGGGCGCCUCCGGCAUCGAGGGAGCCAUGAGGCGCAGUUGCGAGGUGACCAUGACGAUGCUGCGCGAUCAGAGGCAGAUCAUCAUCACCCUCCUUCAAGUUUUGCUAUACGAUCCGCUCUUCACGUGGGCGAUCACGCCGGAGAAGGCCUGCAAGAUGCAGAGCGACGUCGUCAAGUUCUCGGAGAACAGCGGCCGAGCACCCGUGGAGACUAACAAGAUCGCCAAAAGGGCUCUUUUGAGGAUCGAACAGAAACUGCGGGGCACCGAGGACGGUCUGGUAUCGAGCGUUCCCGGGCAGGUCGAGAGGCUCCUGCAGGAGGCGCGAGACCCUGCGAAUCUAUGCCGGGUUUACUGUGGCUGGCAGCCAUACUUGUGAAUACCAGUAAAUAAGUUUUACACACACACACAGCGAAUACUCGUAGGCUAAGUUUUCUAUGUUACUUAAUUUAUAAUGUACAUUCCCAUGUUUUUUAUACCUGUUGAAGUAAAGUUUGUAUCAAUGUAGUAAGUCUACCGACUCGUGGACCCGUUCGUAUAGUGGCGCCUCGGCGGAUCGAGACUCGAGAUUCUACAUUAUCGAUAUAUAUCGCGCCUACCCGACAGGUUCCGUCUAGCCGCGCUGUUCUGCACCGCGCGCACUCGAAAUUUCGAAUUCAAAUCGAAUUCAAAGGUGCAGAAAGUGCGGGAGCGAAGUGUCGCCGAGCGGGACGGACGAGGGUAAGUCCCAAGGUUUGUUUUCUGUUCCUGCACUGGUGAACUA
This is a messenger RNA of Vollenhovia emeryi, 9274 nucleotides long. It is a transcript of the gene tefu, whose product is annotated as serine-protein kinase ATM. The record is from RefSeq and is a predicted model, not a curated record. Lineage: Eukaryota; Metazoa; Arthropoda; Insecta; Hymenoptera; Formicidae. Gene Ontology annotation, biological process: DNA repair. The transcript is spliced from 19 exons. The coding region runs from base 239 to 8890 and encodes 2883 amino acids. Gene Ontology annotation, molecular function: protein serine/threonine kinase activity; protein binding.